ACAUAAUAAAAAUUAAAAACGACACACCAAAACAACCGUCACCAUAAAGGGCGGCGAGUUGUGGCGGGAGACGUGGGCAAAACCCGGCGAGGCUUGACGAAAGAGUGACCAAAAUGAGGUUAGGGUUUCUGCUUCUUAAAAAUGCAGGAUUUAAUUCAAAAACCAGUUGCAAAAGCUCCUCAAAUAUUGAAGAAUGAAGAGUGAAUUAACGAGCAAAGGAGAAAAUGAUGAACUCAAUUCGUCCUCACGAUCCUCUUCGUAAGAAAAUCAACUCUGUAUGCUGCGUCUUGGCUGCAGUGCGACAAUCUUCUUCUUCUUCUUCGCCGUCUUCAUCGGCAAUCACCCAAAAUGAGGAAACCCUGAUUUCUCUCGUCAAAUCCGCUACUCAAACUCGCCAUUUGCUCCAACUCCAUGCCCGCACCAUACGCACUUCUCUGUGCCUUAACCCAGUAGUUUUCUCGGCCUUCUUGACCCGAAUUUCCUUUCCUCCAUUUCAGGAUCUGGGUUAUGCUCGGAGGAUCUUCGAUGAAUUCCCUGGGCGGAAUGUGUCGUCGUACAACAUUAUGAUCAGGGCUUAUGCAAUGGGAAAUUUUCCCAAGAAAGGCUUGGAGCUGUAUGAAGAAAUGCUUUCUUUGGGCAUAUCUCCAGACUCUUUGUCUUUGUCGUUUGUAAUCAAAUGUAUUCUGAAGAUUGGGUCUCUUAUUGGAGGAACGCAGAUUCACACCCUGGUUCUGAGAGAUGGACAUCAGUCUGACACUUUCUUGCUCACCGCUUUGAUGGAUUUUUACUCGUCUUGCAAGAAGUACAACGACGCUUACAAAGUGUUCAAUGAAAUGUCUGUGAAGGACACUGUUUCCUGGAACACUUUGAUUGCUUGCUUCAUGAAAAAUCGCCGCCGGCACGAUGCCUUAAAGGUGUUUGAUAGGAUGCAGAGUUCAAAUGUGUGCCAGCCAGAUGAAGUCACUUGUCUGUUGGUUCUUCAGGUUUGCGCGCAGCUAAAUGCGUUGGAGUUUGGGGAAAGAGUUCAUAAAUACAUCAAAGAACAUGCCCACGGGGAUUCAAUGCGUUUAUGUAACAUGCUUAUAACAAUGUAUUCACGUUGUGGGUGUGUUGAUAAGGCUCACGAGGUGUUCAAAAACAUGGCUAGGAAAAAUGUUGUGUCUUGGAGUGCAUUGAUUUCGGGUUUGGCAAGCAAUGGCUGUGGUAGAGAUGCCAUUGAGGCUUUUGAAGAGAUGCAGAGAGCCGGCAUUCCACCAGAUGGUCAUACUUUCACUGGGAUUCUCUCUGCUUGCAGUCACUCUGGUCUUGUACACGAGGGACGAAUGAUAUUUGAUAGAAUGAGUAAGCAGUUUAGAAUCUCACCCAACCUUCAUCACUAUGGGUGUAUGGUUGAUCUCAUGGGCCGUGCAGGUCUUCUCAACGAGGCAUAUGAGUUUGUAAAAUCAAUGAGUAUCAAACCAGAUGCCACAAUGUGGAGGACACUAUUAGGAGCUUGUAGGGCUCAUCACAAUCCCAUCCUCGGUGAAAGAGUCAUUGAACAUUUGAUUGAACUCAAAGCAGAAGAGGCCGGAGAUUAUGUGCUGUUGUUGAACACAUAUUCUUCUUUAGGGGGUGAUUGGACGAACAAGGCAUCGAGCUUGAGGAAAUUGAUGAAUGAAAAGGGAAUCUACACAACUCCCGCUUGCAGUACUAUUGAGAUAAAGGGGAAAAUACACGAAUUCGUUGCAGAUGAUGUUUCGCACCCUAUGAGAAGGGAGAUUUAUGAGAAGUUGGACGAGAUCAUGAACCAACUGACACUUGGUGGGUAUGUGGCUGAAAUAACAACACCAGAGGUGGAAGGAGAGAGGUUCGGAUCGUCUUAUCACAGCGAGAAGUUGGCUAUUGCUUUGGGGGUUCUGUCAAUGCCACCCGGAACAACAAUUAGGGUUGCUAAGGACCUGCGGAUUUGCGUCGACUGCCACAAUUUCGCCAGGAUUCUGUCUAGUGUCUACAACAGGGCAGUAGUCAUAAGAGAUCGCAAUCGGUUUCAUCAUUUCCGAGGAGGGUGCUGUUCGUGCAAUGGCUACUGGUAAAGUGAUAAUCUGGUAUAUAGUUCAGCACACAUUGAACAUACUCAAAUUUAGCAAGCCAAUGGAGCUAAAAAAGGGUCCUUUUUUUUUAUAAUGUUAUUGAACUUCACUUGUGUGUCUUACAUUAUAUAUGAAGUUUUGGGCAGAUUUUGUUAAUAGGGGUAAGAUUGUGUGCAUCUCUACUACCAUCAGGCUCUAAUGAAGUUGAGAUUAUAUU
Messenger RNA from Cuscuta campestris, 2286 nucleotides. The record is from the annotation of a GenBank genome assembly. NCBI's taxonomy places the organism in Eukaryota, Viridiplantae, Streptophyta, Magnoliopsida, Solanales, Convolvulaceae.